GUGUGAUAAAUUUUUUUUUUUUACAUUUGCUGUAACGGUGAAAAAGUGACUUGAAAUGGUGAAAAUUAAAUAAUAAUAUAUUUUAUUAAAUUAGUGGAAUCAAUUCGAUCUUCUGGAAUUGAUAAAUUGUUGGCUGAAACAACAAAAUUAUGGAAAAAAAUUAAAUUUAUAAUAUAUUUUAUUAAUAGAUUAAAGAAAAAAUUACACGAAAAAUAGUUAAAAUGGUCUCCUAUAGCAAUUUCAUCCAAUUGAACCCGAAAACUAACUUCAUCUUUAAUUAUUGCAAGUAUUAAACAAUUAUUUUACCAAAAAAGUACGGAGUAUUAAACAAUCAAAAGUUAUAUAUUUGAUAAAAAAGUGAUUGAUAAAUUUGAUAAGUUAGAAAUAUAGUAAUUGCUCUAAAAGUUCGUUUGGUGACCCUGUUUUUCGGCUUAUCCGGCCGAUUUUGUAAUAAAAUAUAAUAAAACUUUUUCACCAAACUGGUAACUUUUGAUUUCACGCGUUGAAUUGUGUAACAAUAAGAAAAGGUAAGAUUAAAGUUACUUUUCUGACUGUAUUGGCUGAAGCCUAUAUUGCACGGAUAUGGAUACGCCGAUACGCCGAUAUGCCGAUACGCAAAUACGGGUAUGGCGACACGACAACUUCAAAAAUUAUAGGAUACGAGUACGGGGGUAUAUUUAUAAAUAACACUCUAUCUGUCCCAUUUUACCUGUCUUACUAUCCGUUUUGGGUUGUCCCAAAAUAAGUGUUACCUUUCCCUUUUUGGAAAGAAAUAUGUAGUUCACAACAUUUAACUUUACUAUACUCAAAUCUCAACCACAACUUUUACCUUUUCAAAGGCUGAAGCUACGGUAGAGAAUCAUUUUUACUAAUUUUUCAUAUAAUCUUAUCCUUAUUUUAUUAGUAAAAAUAUUUUAAAUAUAAUUUUUAAAUAAAUCAGCAGAAUUAGCCAACACAAUCACUUCAGUCAGAAUUUCAUAAAUUUCAACAAAAUCAGCCGAUUUAGCCAAUUUCGAUGUACGAACAAGCUCUGAAUAAGACUAAAAUUUAACCAAAAUGCACUAAUAGGAACUAUAUAUGUUUUUAAUUCUCUAAAUAAAAAUAAGUUAUCCUAUUAAAUUAGAAAAUUCCGUUAAUUAGGAAUGAACGAAUUUUAUUUUGGGAAGAAAUCUGCACGACUGCACACUUUGUCUUUAUUUAAGUCUUAUUUAAGAAAUUCUCUCUUAAAAAUAAGGGUUAUUAUAGGAGCUCAAAAUAUGAUUGUAGUGUUAAUGACUCCAGACGUUUAAAAAUGAAAUACUACGAAAUUGUAAAAAAGGUCAAAAUCAAGUAUGAGCAUGAAUGGGAAUUAUUGACAUUUUUUAGUUUUUAAUAAAACAUUUUAUGUUUUAAAACAAAAAAAUGAGCAACAUGCCGGAAAUGAGAUUGCAAUGAAAUGAAGGGUGGGUGAUAUUUUUUUAAUCAAAAUGAAAAUUAGUUUAUUUUUUCAAAAUUAGGGUAUGCUCGUUUUUUGACCAAAGCGUAGACGCGAUGAGUCUUGCUUGACGUACGCAUAUCACCGUUUACCGAAAACGUCACUUAUUUUGAAAUGCAUGCACAUAAAAAUGAGGUGGAGAAUUGGACAGAUGGGUCAAAAUAAACUUGUGACAAUUGUGGCCUUUUGGGGUGAAAUCGAAAACAAAACUUGGGUUUCUAUUUCUGGUCUUCCGACAAUGCGUAUUGCUUGCAGCUGUAGAUGGAACUUUCCAAGGUAGCCUUGUCCAGUUGUCCUAAACAAACAAGUGAAGUUUUUCAACAAAUCUCACGCAAUGACUUUUGUCUCUCAUGAUUCUCCAAUCUGCACUGCCCUUUAUUUCGUCUUAGCUCUGCAUCUCUCUUUCUGCUAAAUCACUUCCCAAAUUAGCUCCCCGCAUAAAUAAAGAAAAUAAAACCAUCCAUGAAGUUUAUGAAGCUUGGUUCUGGCCAUGAUGCUUCUUUCUGCAUCAUUGGUGCUGCUAGAACACUGCUCCCUGAAGUUUCAAGUGAUCUUACAGUAGAAGUGAAUGAAACCAUAUAUUUACUUCACAAGUUUCCACUCUUCUCCAAGUGCUUGAGGCUGCACAAACAAGCACGUUCAGAUUGGGCAGAAACCUCCGGGCAGGCCAGGCAGCCCCCGACAGUUGAGCUCCCGGAUUUUCCAGGCGGACUCGAGGCGUUUGAGCUAUGCACAAAAUUCUGCUAUGGCUACACCAUAACUCUCAGCGCCCACAACAUUGUUUCCGUCCGAUGCGCUGCAGAGUAUCUCCAAAUGACGGAGGAGAUCGAGAGAGGGAAUUUGAUAAGCAAACUUGACACCUUUUUGAAUUCAUGCAUUUUCCAUGGCUGGAAAGACACAAUUGUGACAUUGCAGAGCACCACCAAGGAGGGAGGGUUGCAAGCAUUGUCAGAGGAUCUCAGGAUCACCUCUCGGUGCAUCGACGCCAUCGCCUCAAAAGUCAGGGCGGCAAAUCCUGGCAAGGCGAACCUCUCCCGGAGCUACUCCAUUAGAGGAGGCAGUAACGGGCCAGAGAGCGGAGAAAGGCAAACUAGUAAGACUUGGUGGGGAGAGGAUUUGGCUGAAUUGGAAGUAGAUUUGUAUUGGCGGACUAUGGUAGCUAUCGGCGGCGGGGAGAGAGUUAGGGUUCCGGCUAAUGUUAUCGGCGACGCUUUGAGGAUAUACGCAUCUCGUUGGCUUCCAAGUUUUGACGAUUUUAGGUCAGAGGAGACUUCAACAACUAAAUCAACCUACAAGCUUGCAGUUCUGGAGGCAAUUGUGAGGCUAUUGCCGGAGGAGAAAGGACCGGCGGCGGUUUCCUGUGGCUUUGUGCUGCAAUUGCUGAAAGCCGCACAUUUCCUCGGAGCAUCGAGCUCGUUGAAAGUUGAGAUUACGAGAACGGCUGCCGCCCGGUUGGAGGAUGCCUGCGUCGGCGAUUUACUGGUUCCGGCAUCAUCAAUGGACGACGAGACGAUGUAUGACAUCGACAUGGUGAUGAACGUACUGGAAGAGUUCAUGUGCUCGGAGGGGAAGAGUCCUCCGGUCGCGAGAACAAGGGGAAAAGGCGGGGACGAUUCCUCCGAGAGAAGUGGAACCCCGUCUCUGGACAUUGUUAAUCUGGAUGAUUUCCAGGACAUGAGCGUGUCCUCUUCUUCUUCAUCGCCGGCUUCUCACAGCUCGAAGCUGAUGAAGGUGGCCAAGCUGUUCGAUGUUUAUCUGCAGGAGAUCUCCAGGGAGGACCCUAAUUUGCCUCUUUCCAAGUUCACUACCAUAGCUGAAUCCAUCCCGUAUUUUGCUCGAGCAGACCAUGACGAUCUCUACAAGGCCAUUCACAUCUAUCUCAAGAGUCACCCGGAACUGAACAAGAGCGAAAGGAAACGAAUAUGCAGUACCCUGGACUGCAGGAAACUGUCAAUGGAAGCCUGCAUCCACGCAGCCCAGAACGAAUUACUCCCAUUAAGGGUUGUGGUCCAGGUCCUCUUCUUCGAGCACGCUCGGGCCGCUGCCAUGUCCAACGGCCACCUACUGGAGCUGCCCAGCAACCUUAAAGAAACAUGCAUGAUAUCCAAUGAUGCUGAUGACCACAUUUCAGCCAAAAAGAAACUAAGCUCCCCUGAUGAUGAUCAUCAUGGCCUGUGGAGUAGGGCUGCGUCCGGGCGUGAUCAUAAUAAAGUGACCCUUAAAAUGAAACUGGACGAAGACGACGAUGACGAAAUCGAGGAUCAAAUCUUUGCCACGGUUUUAAAGAAAUCGUCUUCCAGAUGUUUUAAAAUUUUCUCACAGAGGUGAUCAUUAAUGGGGUAUGUGCAGGUUGGUUUCGGCGUCUAUGCCUUGCUUUGGCUGGCUGGCAGGCAGGCAGAGUAUGGCCAUUUUGAGCCCUCCGAUCAAAAAUAAAAAAUUAGCGGUAGAAAAUUAAGGGGUUCAUUUUUUCACAAAUCUCGGGUUUUAGUUUUAAUCGCUUCCGAUCCCUCCAUACUCUAAGGCAGAGGAUCUGAAUCCAUACAGGUUAUUAGAAAAUGAGGCCGGGCAAAGUUCAUAGUUUUUCCUCUGAUCUACGAAAUAUUAUCUGACCGAUAUGAUUAUUCGUGUCUUGCAAGAAGUUUUGUUUUGUUUUUUCUAAUAUUAUUGUUAAUCUUACCAAUAUGACUCCCUUCUCACUUAGAUAUAAAUAGAUCAGACUUUGAUUGUAGCAUAAUUGUCACUUGAUAGUGUAUGGAUUUAUUAUAUAGAAAUUUUAAAGUGUCCACCUAAAUAAUCUCC
Molecule: messenger RNA, 4273 nt
Organism: Cuscuta epithymum
Lineage: Eukaryota; Viridiplantae; Streptophyta; Magnoliopsida; Solanales; Convolvulaceae
Source: the annotation of a GenBank genome assembly